AUGAAUGCCGAAAGGUAUCUCGCUAUCCUGCAAGAUGAAAUCUGGCCAGUUGUCAAUACCUGGGAGAACAUUGAAGACUUGAUUUUUCUGCAAGAUGGUGUCCUCCACAUUUUGGGGCAGCAUUAUUGAUCGUGAAUGGCUGAAGGAACAUUUUCCCGGGAGAUGGUUGGGUCGACGUGGUCCGCAUGAGUGGCCGGCCACAAGUCCUGAUUUAACACCCUGUGACUUUUUUCUUUGGGGUUUGUUGAAGGAACAAGUUUACUCUACGAAACCAAAGACUUUAGAAGAACUUGAAGGGCGACUACGAGAAGUUAUUUGUGCCACAAGAGUUCCUGCGAAGAUCAGUUGAUGCGAUUCCCAAGCGGCUUCAGAAGCUCGAAUACU
Staurois parvus is the source of this 384-nucleotide messenger RNA. The record is from the annotation of a GenBank genome assembly. Lineage: Eukaryota; Metazoa; Chordata; Amphibia; Anura; Ranidae.